Protobothrops mucrosquamatus (brown spotted pit viper) is the source of this 1317-nucleotide messenger RNA. Its product is annotated as ATP-binding cassette sub-family D member 2-like. The transcript has 10 exons. The coding region runs from base 1 to 1317 and encodes 438 amino acids. NCBI's taxonomy places the organism in Eukaryota, Metazoa, Chordata, Lepidosauria, Squamata, Viperidae. Gene Ontology annotation, biological process: fatty acid beta-oxidation; long-chain fatty acid import into peroxisome; peroxisome organization. Gene Ontology annotation, molecular function: ATP binding; long-chain fatty acid transmembrane transporter activity; ATP hydrolysis activity. Gene Ontology annotation, cellular component: peroxisomal membrane. The record is from RefSeq and is a predicted model, not a curated record.
AUGGACAUGCACAAAAAUAUGAGUCAGGAUCAUACAGUUGAAAUGUGCCAACUUCAGAAAAGUUACCAAGCUCUGGAAGAGCAGAUGAACAUCAUUUUGUCCAAGCGCUUGUGGUACAUCAUGCUUGAGCAGUUCCUGAUGAAAUACGUCUGGAGUAGCAGUGGACUGAUUAUGGUGGCCGUUCCUAUUAUCACCGCAAAAGGAUUUGCUGAUGGUGAUUUGGACAAUGGCCAGAAACAAGGCAUGGUGAGCGAACGAACGGAAACCUUUACUACCUCACGAAAUCUGUUAGUUUCUGGAGCAGACGCCAUUGAACGGAUCAUGUCUUCCUACAAAGAGAUUGCAGAAUUAGCCGGCUACACUGCCCGUGUUUACAAUAUGUUUUCAGUUUUCGAUGAAGUAAAAAGGGGCAUUUACAAAAUAUCAAACCUUACUCCAGAACGGGAAAACAGCAACAACAAAAGGAAUAAAGCCAAACAAUGCAUUAAUGGCCCUUUAGAAAUCAAAGGAAAAGUAAUAGAUAUUGAUCAUGGGAUUAUCUGUGAAAAUGUCCCUAUAAUUACCCCAAAUGGAGAUGUGGUGGUUUCCAAGCUAAACUUCAAAGUUGAGGAAGGCAUGCAUCUCCUAAUUGCCGGUCCCAAUGGUUGUGGGAAGAGCUCGCUUUUCAGGAUUCUAAGUGGCUUGUGGCCCGUCUACGAAGGGGUUCUUUACAAACCACCUCCCCAGCAUAUGUUCUACAUUCCACAAAGGCCUUACAUGUCCCUGGGAACGCUACGGGAUCAAGUCAUCUACCCCGAUUCAGUGGAUGACAUGCAUGAGAAAGGAUACCAAGACCUGGACCUAGAAUUUAUCCUACAGAUAGUUCAUCUGAAUCAUAUUAUUCAGAGAGAGGGAGGUUGGAACGCUGUGAUCGAUUGGAAAGACGUCCUGUCUGGAGGAGAGAAGCAAAGAAUGGGGAUGGCUCGGAUGUUUUAUCACAGGCCGAAAUACGCGUUGCUAGAUGAAUGUACCAGCGCUGUCAGCGUUGAUGUGGAAGGAAAAAUAUUCCAGGCUGCAAAAAGUGCCGGCAUAUCCCUGCUUUCAAUAAGUCACAGGCUGUCUCUUUGGAAGUACCACACGCACUUGCUCCAGUUUGACGGAGAAGGAGGCUGGCGUUUCGAAGAGUUGGACACCGCUAUCCGCUUAACUCUGAGUGAGGAGAAGCAGAGACUUGAAUCGCAACUGGCGGGGAUGCCAAAAAUGCAGCAAAGGCUGAAUGAACUCUGCAAAACCCUAGGGGAAGAUUCUGUGUUUAAAACAGUGGAUCAAGGAGAAUAA